Messenger RNA from Xenopus laevis (African clawed frog), 1456 nucleotides. RefSeq lists its product as hypothetical. The transcript is spliced from 6 exons. The coding region runs from base 136 to 900 and encodes 254 amino acids. The record is from RefSeq and is a predicted model, not a curated record. Gene Ontology annotation, biological process: proteolysis. NCBI's taxonomy places the organism in Eukaryota, Metazoa, Chordata, Amphibia, Anura, Pipidae. Gene Ontology annotation, molecular function: hydrolase activity; peptidase activity; serine-type endopeptidase activity.
ACCUCGAUUCUGGGAUGGCAGUGGAUGUGAUUUACUUAGACACAAAGACCUGGAAUAUGGCUGCGGUCAACUGCAAUCCCUUAAUCUGCACUGAGGGAUAACACAGAAGAAAAGACUUAGUGGAGCACUUACAACAUGAUGAUACAUCUGGUUCUCUUGACUGCAGUACUAUUCAUUCUACCAUUCUCAGAGACCUAUCGCAUUGUAGGGGGACAUGAAGCCAGGCCCCAUUCCAGGCCCUACAUGGUGUCACUUCAAACUCCGUUUCAAUCUCAUUUCUGUGGAGGAACACUUAUCCAUCCCAAGUGGGUACUCACGGCAGCACACUGCCAGGAAGUCGGGUCAUUGGAUGUAACACGAGUAGUUCUUGGUGCUCAUAGGCUGCAUUUGCCAGACAGAUCAGUCCAGGUAUUCAGCACACUUAAAUCCGUACAGCAUCCAGAAUACAACCCUCAAACCUUCCAAAGUGACAUACUUCUGCUUAAGUUAAAUGGUUCUGCAAAAAUCAAUCCUGCUGUAAGAACACUUCCGCUGCCUGUUCCCAAUACAGAUGUAAUUCCUGGCACUUCCUGUUCAGUGGCUGGGUGGGGAUCCACUUUCAAUGCCAGAUCUAAAUUCUUUCCUUUAAUGGAGACAGAUGUAGAUAUUGUUAACCGAAAGGACUGUAACAUAACCUGGCUAGGGGGAAUCUCUGAAUCUAUGCUUUGUACGGCCACUCCUGGGGCACCAUUCAAAGGCUUCUGUGAUGGUGAUUCUGGAGGGCCACUUGUGUGCAGGGGCCGCGUGGAAGGAGUUGUAUCUUUCUCUGGUCAAUAUUGUGGAGAUCCACGCACACCAGAUGUGUACACUCGUGUCACCUCUUUCCUUGACUGGAUCCAAAAAACAAUAUCAACAUUUUGAUCUGGUUAACUAAUCCAUACUUAUAAUUACAGGUUUGGGACCCGUUAUCCAGACCUGAGGUUUUCUAUAUUAUGGAUCUAUCUAUCAUUUGGGUCUCCAUACCUUUAGUCCACCAAAAAGUCAUACAAAUGUGAAUUAAACCCAAUAGGAUUGUUUUGCCUCCAAUAAAGAUUAAUUAUAUCUUAGUUAGGAUCAUGUACAACAUACUGUUUUAUUAAUACAGAAUAAAAGGAGAUGCUCUUCCUGUAAUUUGGAGCUUUGCGGAUAAUAGAUCCAAUAUAAGUAUAUACAUUAUUUCCUUACUACAGUAUUCAUAUUGUCAUUUUUUAUUAUCUUUAGUAUCAUUAAGUAUAAUUAAAUGUAGCCUUGGCAUUACAACUCUGUUCUUAUUUAAAACAUGUACAAUUCUUAUUGAUUUCAAGUAACACACCACAAAUAAUGACCAUUUUUGUAAAUAAAAGGAACUUCUCCCUGCUCCCAGUUUAGUUAGGUGAGUUGUGGAUUUGGAAAAUUUGAAACACAAGCGAAACACAAAAAAAUAAAGGGAUGAUACAUU